Mycotypha africana is the source of this 810-nucleotide messenger RNA. RefSeq lists its product as uncharacterized. The record is from RefSeq and is a predicted model, not a curated record. The annotation marks the transcript as partial. Lineage: Eukaryota; Fungi; Mucoromycota; Mucoromycetes; Mucorales; Mycotyphaceae. The transcript is spliced from 3 exons.
UCCAUAGCAUCGCCUCCGGUCAUGCGACAACAAAACUAUCGAUUACAGAAACAAAAUGAAGAUCUGCCUAUGGAUUUAGGAAGUCUUCAAGAUAUUUUUACUUUUAAAUUUAUUGAAGGACGACCUAUCACGAAUAUCAUCUUGGCUAUUUUAUGGAGUAUAGGUCUACCGAUUUUACUCUAUCAUCUUUUAAAGCCAAGACUAGGUCAAGUCGUAGCGAUGAUUAUAGCUUCCUGUCCACCAUUAGUGAUAGUUGUUACUCGCAUGAUAAAGAACAGGACUUUGGAUCUACUAGGCUUCAUAGCAGGAGUUAGCUUUUUCAUUACUGGGAUAAUUUCCAUUGCACAACCAUCGCCACAAGUCUCUUCCAUUUGUGAAUCUAUCACACCACUGCUUGUGGGCGUAUUCUGCAUCCUAUCCUUAUUCCCCAUUAAAAUCGGUUCUUUUGAAUUGCGACCUGCUAUCUUUCAAAUUACGAAUCAACUCAUGCCGCGAACAGAGAAAGGCGAAGAGUUACAAGAACACGAUCAGCAAAGACUUCAAGGACAACAACAUAGAGAAGAAGUGGAUAAAGGGAAAGCAUUGGAUUGGAUAUAUGUUCAUUUGGCUCGAUUUCGAUCGGACGUUAGGAUGUUGACAGCCUGCUGGGGUAUCAUGUUGAUUGUAGGUUUUAUUAUCAAAGCCAUCAUUGCCUCCACCAACACAGAUGUUAGCAAAGCGCAGGAUUUCGGUUAUGCCUUUUUUUCGCUAGCAACAGCUGCUAUGGUUGUCGUCUCGUGGUUCUUUACCAAAAUGAUGAAAAGACAUGUC